Messenger RNA from Trametes versicolor FP-101664 SS1, 1728 nucleotides. RefSeq lists its product as uncharacterized. Gene Ontology annotation, cellular component: cytoplasm. Bases 27 to 1634 code for a protein of 535 amino acids. The record is from RefSeq and is a predicted model, not a curated record. NCBI's taxonomy places the organism in Eukaryota, Fungi, Basidiomycota, Agaricomycetes, Polyporales, Polyporaceae. The transcript has 9 exons. Gene Ontology annotation, molecular function: NEDD8 activating enzyme activity. Gene Ontology annotation, biological process: protein neddylation.
CCACACUGCAGGAAAUACAGGCAGAAAUGACGACCGCGGACUCGCAGGAUAUCGAACAGGCUACGGCCACUCUCGCGAGCGGUCAGCCCGACGACAAGACGCGUCGGUACGAUCGCCAGCUACGGAUAUGGGCCGCGUCAGGCCAAGCAGCGCUCGAGUCUGCCCGCAUCCUCGUAGUCUCGUCUUCAGCCACAUCUACCUCCAUCCUCAAGAAUCUCGUUCUCCCCGGCAUUGGCCACUUCUCUAUCCUCGACUCUGCCAUCACCACCCCUGCAGAUGCGGGAAACAACUUCUUCCUCAAUGCGCGAGAGAGUAUAGGGAAGCCUCGCGCGCAAGAGGCCGUCCCCCUCCUGCGCGAGCUGAACGAGAGCGUGCAGGGCGAAGCCGUACUCAAAGAUGUCAAGGACCUUCUGGGGACGGAGCAGGGCAAGGACUGGUUGACGGGUUUCUCGAUUGUGAUCGCGCACAACCUGGACAAGCCCACGCUCGAGGAGCUCUCCGCCCUCCUCUGGUCGAAUCCUGAAGGCCCACCACUCGUUACCGUGCGCUCCGCAGGAUUCCUCGCCGAGUUCCAUAUUCAAUAUCAUGAACACUGCGUGUCCCAGUCGCAUUCGGAGAACGCGCCUUCAUUGCGCAUCACCCGCCCGUUCCCCGCAUUGCUCGAGUGGGCGCGCGGUCUGGAUCUGGGUGCAAUGGACCAAACAGAUCAUGGCCAUAUUCCGUUUGUCGUCAUCCUCGUCCGACAAGUCGACGAGUGGAGGAAGAGCCAUGGCGGCGAGUUGCCAAAGACGAUGGCCGAGAAGAAAGAGUUCAAGAAGGGCAUUCUCGCGCUCAAGGUCAAGUCGGACGAGGAGAACUUCGAUGAGGCCGAGGCGCAGGCAUGGCGUGUCUGGUCGGAACCCGCCAUCCCCUCAGACAUCCAAGCACUCUUCUCCCUCUCGGCGCUCCAGUCUGCGAGCGCCCAACCGCGGCACGCGACAUUCCACGCGCUCCUGCAGACCCUCUCAGAGUUCACGAAGGACCCUGCUGGCUCUGGCACGCUCCCGCUCAGCGCGAACCUGCCCGACAUGAAGUCCGACACGGAGAGCUACGUCCGCCUGCAGAACCUCUAUCGCCAGUGGGCGGACGUCGAGAAGGGGAAGUUCAGGGCGCUGUUCGAGGCGAAGCACCCGGAGGCGGCGGCCGGCGCGGACCCGGAGGAGGUGGACUCGUUUGUGAAGAACUCGCACCAUUUGCGCGUAUUGAGGGGGAAGCGGUGGGGCGCGUUCGAUGCGGACCGGGAGGCGCUCGGUAACGCGCUGGCUAGUACCCCGCGCGAGGCGGCGACACACCUCACGCUUACAGCGCUGACGAAUCUACUGGCUCGGGACUCUGAUGCAUCGAAAGUAACGGACGAAGCCCUGAAGGGAGAGGUCAUCUCCCUCGUAGGCCCCGGCAUCGAGUUCCCAGAUGAGCUCGACGCCGCCAUCGGAGAAGUCGCGCGUGCGCCGACGGCGGACAUCCCGAACAUGGCGGCGUUCCUGGGCGGGCUCGUCGCGCAGGAGGCGAUCAAGAUGAUCACGGAGCAGUACGUGCCGCUGAACGGCUACUGCGUCGUCGACCUCGUCGACUCGUGGACAGGCGUCGUCGGGUGAGCGAGUGAAGGAAUAACAGGAAGGGUCGAUGUAACAUAGAGUUCGGUUGCUUUGUCAAUUGCUUUACGCGCGUCCGAUGCAAUGCGUUGUGUUC